This is a messenger RNA of Pieris macdunnoughi, 480 nucleotides long. Lineage: Eukaryota; Metazoa; Arthropoda; Insecta; Lepidoptera; Pieridae. The record is from the annotation of a GenBank genome assembly.
AUGGAUGAAGAGUUAGGAGAACUAACAGAAAAUGACUUUAUAAUACCUCCUGUAAAAUACGAAUAUUUAGAUCACACAGCUGAUGUUCAGUUACAUGCCUGGGGUGAUAGCCUGACUGAAGCUUUCGAACAAUGUGGUAUGGCAAUGUUUGGAUACAUGACAGAACUUCCCUAUGUUCAAAUAAAACAAGUGCACACAAUAGAAGCAUCAGCCGAUGACAUGAUGGGGCUCUUGUAUCACUUCCUUGAUGAGUUAUUAUUUUUGUUUUCUGCUGAACCAUAUUUAAUAUGUAAAAAGUUAAAAAUUAUAGAGUUUAAUACAGAAGAGUUCAGAAUAGUUUGUAAAUGUUAUGGUGAAGAAUUUGAGAUUGGAAAGCAUCCUCAAGGGUCUGAAGUUAAGGCUAUAACUUAUUCAGCAAUGCAAAUAAUUGACGAACCAAAAGACAAUAAAUUUGAGGUAUUUGUUAUCAUUGAUAUUUAA